Thyridium curvatum is the source of this 1440-nucleotide messenger RNA. RefSeq lists its product as uncharacterized. Gene Ontology annotation, cellular component: mitochondrion. The record is from RefSeq and is a predicted model, not a curated record. Lineage: Eukaryota; Fungi; Ascomycota; Sordariomycetes; Thyridiales; Thyridiaceae. Bases 1 to 1440 code for a protein of 479 amino acids. Gene Ontology annotation, biological process: pyrimidine nucleotide import into mitochondrion. Gene Ontology annotation, molecular function: pyrimidine nucleotide transmembrane transporter activity. The transcript is spliced from 2 exons.
AUGUCUCACGGGGGACAGCAGCCGCCGCUCGCCUCUCCAGAGACAGCUUCCCCGGAUCAGCCGUCCGCCGCCGGGUAUGCGCAGCCUCCGCACUCGCAGACAUCCUAUCACCUCUUCCAGCAACCGCCGCCGCCGCCCUCACCGGCGUCCUCACCGGCGCCCCACCACCAGUACGACGACAGCGAGGACCGGUACCGCAGAGCCGGUAGCAGCAGCAGCAGCAGCAGCAGCAGCAGCAGCAGCGAGGAGGCGGUAGCACCCGCCCCGAUGGAUGAGCGAAAGCAGCUCACCUACGUCCAGAGGUGGGCCGUGCGGGCGUCGGACUCGCAGUUCAACGCCCUCGCCGGCGCCGUCGGAGGCUUCACCUCGGGCAUCGUCACCUGCCCGCUCGACGUCAUCAAGACCAAGCUGCAGGCCCAGGGCGGCUUCUCGCCGGUGCAGAAGGGCCGGCACGUCGGCCACGCCAAGCUGUACAAUGGCCUCGCGGGCACCGCCAAGGUGAUCUGGAGGGAGGAGGGCAUCCGGGGCAUGUACAGGGGGCUGGGCCCGAUAAUAUUGGGCUACCUGCCGACCUGGGCCGUGUGGUUUACCGUGUACAACAAGAGCAAGGGGUAUAUCGGGCAGUACAACCACAACACGGUCUUUGUCAACUUCUGGUCAUCCAUCGUCGCCGGUGCCAGCAGCACGAUAGUCACGAACCCAAUAUGGGUCAUCAAGACGAGGCUCAUGUCGCAGACGCCUUCGCACGACCGCUCGCGGUACUCGGCUUUUCCGAAGGGGGCUAACACCCCGACCUCGCGGCCGACGCUGCACGCGCCGUGGCACUACCGGUCGACGCUGGACGCCGCGCGCAAGAUGUACACGACCGAGGGCAUCCUGUCGUUCUACUCGGGCCUGUCGCCGGCGCUGCUGGGGCUCAGCCACGUGGCGGUGCAGUUCCCGGCCUACGAGUACCUCAAGACCAAGUUCACGGGCCAGGGCAUGGGCGUGGCGCCCGCCGACAACGGCGAGCACCCGUCGCAGUGGUUCGGCAUCCUGUCGGCCACGGUGCUCUCCAAGAUCCUGGCCAGCAGCGCGACGUACCCGCACGAGGUGAUCCGGACGCGGCUGCAGACGCAACGGCGCCCGGCGCCCGGGUCCGAGGCCCUGCAGGGGAUGGGCGUCCUGGGCCAGCAGGGCGAGAGGAACGGCGGGGAGGCGGCGGCGAGGAGGCCGCAGACGCCGCGGUACAGGGGGAUCCUGUCGACGGCGCGGACGAUCCUGCGGGAGGAGGGGUGGCGCGCGUUCUACGCUGGCAUGGGCACUAACAUGAUGCGAGCGGUCCCCGCGGCCACGGUCACCAUGAUGACGUACGAGUACGUGAUGCGGACGCUCAAGGGCGCGCAGUACGACGGGCGGAAGCUGCUCGAGGAGCACGAGGAGCGGAUCACGUUCCAGUGA